UCUGGAGCCUAGCAGCCUGGCAACAGCGGUGGCUCCUGGAGCAAGAGGUGGGUGCACGUUCCUGUCUGGCCUGGCAAGGACCCAGGCGUUGCAGGAACCCAGGACAGGAGGGUCUGAAGGAAGAAUUUCCAGGAUGGCUUCUGCAUCAAAAUCUAAGUAUAAUUCACACCCCCUGGAGAAUGAAUCCAUUAACAUGGUAUCUCAAGAUGGAGUCAGUCAAGAUCUCAGUGAGAAUGUUCCUCACCUCCCAGGGGAAAGAGGAAUUACUGACAAAGAAGUUAUUUACAUAUGUCCUUUCAACGGUCCCAUUAAGGGAAGAGUUUACAUCACAAAUUAUCGUCUUUAUUUAAGAAGUUUGGAAAUGGAUUCUGCUCUAAUACUUGAUGUUCCUCUGGGUGUGAUAUCAAGAAUUGAAAAAAUGGGAGGCGCUACAAGUAGAGGAGAAAAUUCCUAUGGUCUAGAUAUUACUUGUAAAGAUUUGAGAAACCUGAGGUUCGCAUUGAAGCAGGAAGGCCACAGCAGAAGAGAUAUGUUUGAGAUCCUCACAAAACAUGCCUUUCCUCUGGCACACAAUCUGCCAUUAUUUGCAUUUGAAAAUGAAGAGAAGUUUAAUGUGGAUGGGUGGACUGUUUAUAAUCCAGUUGAAGAGUACAGAAGGCAGGGCCUGCCCAAUCACCAUUGGAGGAUAACUUUUAUUAAUAAGUUCUAUGAACUCUGUGACACAUACCCUGCUGUUUUGGUGGUUCCCUAUCGGGCCUCAGAUGAUGACCUCAGGAGAGUUGCGACUUUCAGAUCCCGAAAUCGGAUUCCUGUACUAUCAUGGAUUCAUCCAGAAAACAAGAUGGUCAUUAUGCGCUGCAGUCAGCCUCUUGUCGGCAUGAGUGGUAAAAAGAACAAGGAUGAUGAGAGAUAUCUGGAUGUAAUCAGGGAAACUAACCGACAAACUUCUAAGCUCACGAUUUUUGAUGCACGACCCAGUGUAAAUGCAGUGGCCAACAAGGCAACAGGAGGAGGAUAUGAAAGUGAUGAUGCAUAUCAUAACACGGAACUUUCUUUCUUAGACAUUCAUAAUAUUCAUGUUAUGCGUGAAUCUUUAAAAAAAGUGAAAGACAUUGUUUAUCCCAACAUAGAAGAAUCUCAUUGGUUGUCCAGUUUGGAGUCUACUCACUGGUUAGAACAUAUCAAGCUUGUACUGACAGGUGCCAUUCAAGUUGCAGACAAAGUUUCUUCAGGGAAGAGCUCAGUUCUUGUGCACUGCAGUGAUGGAUGGGACAGGACUGCUCAGCUGACAUCCCUGGCCAUGCUGAUGCUGGACAGUUUCUAUAGGAGUAUUGAAGGUUUUGAGAUAUUGGUACAGAAAGAGUGGAUAAGUUUUGGACAUAAAUUCGCAUCUAGAAUUGGUCAUGGUGAUAAAAACUAUGCUGAUGCUGACCGAUCUCCUAUUUUUCUUCAGUUUAUUGACUGUGUGUGGCAGAUGUCAAAACAGUUCCCCACAGCUUUUGAGUUCAAUGAACACUUUCUGAUUACGAUUUUGGAUCAUCUGUAUAGCUGUCGAUUUGGUACUUUCUUAUUCAAUUGUGAACUGGCUCGAGAAAGACAGAAACUUACAGAAAGAACAGUUUCUGUAUGGUCGCUAAUUAACAGCAAUAAAGACAAAUUCAAAAACCCUUUCUAUACAAAAGAAAUCAAUCGGGUUUUAUAUCCAGUUGCCAGUAUGCGCCAUUUGGAACUGUGGGUGAAUUAUUACAUUCGAUGGAAUCCCAGAAUCAAACAACAAUCUGUGUCCCACCCCCUAUCCCAUGGCCUGCUGCUACUCUCAUUCAGGCAGCCCAACCCACUGGAGCAGCGUUACAUGGAGCUCUUGGCCUUGCAUGAUGAUUAUAUAAAGAGGCUUGAGGAAUUACAGGUCGCCAACUCCACCAAGCUUUGUGAUCCCUCCACCUCGCCUUCCAGUCCUUCGGAGAUGAUGCCUCAUGUGCAAACUCACUUCUGAGGGAGUCUCUAGAUAAGUGAAAUAGUUGACUCUCAUUUGGAGCAUGUGUACAAGUAAAUUGAAAGUAUCUGCCUCCAUUUAGAACCUGAACUAACAUUUUAGACCCUUAAGUAUGUGCCUUCUAUAAUAUAUAUAUUACAAGGAAUCUACAGUGUCUGUGUGACAAUCAAAAGAAAAGAGUCUGGAGGGGGUUCUGGAAAAUCCUCACACUUUUCUACAAAGCACUUUUGUGAAGAUAAAAGUUAAAUUUAAUUUACCUCUAUAUAAAUGCUACAUGUACAGUAUGUAUUUUGUGAGCUUAAUUGAAACAUUAUUUUAAAUCCAGGAGGGAUAUAUGUUUGUAAAAUGGAUUUUCAUCCAGCUGCUUACAACAGUUGCUUUGGAUUAUCUAAAAUGAAUCCAAAUGUGAAAGAUGGAUGUUACUGCCAAAGCCAAAUUGCACUCUGCUUCCUUGACAGAUUCUAAGAGCAAGGUGUUUAAAUAAUUGCCAAUUUUUAUACCACUAUAAGUGGUAAUAUAAGGAAAAAAAUAUGAGCAUUUCACCAUUUUGAAUUUUUGAAAAUAAAAGGUUCUCCCAUCAUUUUUAGAAGAAGCAUAUUUUUAUAUUUAAAAAGCGAUGUGGUUUAAUUUUUCUCAACAUUGUCAGCCUUGCUUUCUAAAUUAUUCUUUGAGCUUGUCUAACACUGAGUCAUACUCAGAUUGAGGCAAACCCCAUUUAUAGCACUGUGUGAGGAUUUUGGCUGCCUCCUGCUGCUUGGGUGAAUAUUUUCGCAAACAUGCCUCCAGUCAGUGCAGCUUAUCUGCCAAAGUGUUGAGUCACCUUCUUGGAUGGAUGAGCUAUGACUAGAGCAUCUUUCUUUAAAAUAAUGCUCCAGGUGUAUAUCUUUUUAGUGCAUUCUUGAAAGUAUUCUGUUUAUGUAUCUCUGUUUAAAUGGUGUUGGAUUCCCCUCUCCCAUGUGCGUGCAUUAAAUACUUGUUCUGCACGUUAUUACUUGAAGUAUUAAGCAAUUUGCUUUUUCAGGUUUUUUUUCUUUCUUUUUUUGUAGUGUGAAGUGAGAUUUUAAGCGCACAGUUCUAUUUGAUAUCUGAACUAAUUUAGUAAAUAUAUUUGUAAAAGCUAAAGCUAGAGUUAAAGCAAUUAAUGUUUUACAGUGAGUUGUAAAGGAUUAUUUAUAGCUAAUAUGGCUUUGUUUUCAGUGAAUUAAAAGAGAUUAAAUUUAUCUUUGUAAAUAUUUUAUGUCAUAGCUUAAUGGCCUUCCAAAUAAGACAUCUUGAACAUAAUAUAAUGUAUGGAUUUUUUUAAGUAUAAAAAUUAUUAGAUAUCUUUUGCUUUUUGUAAUUGCUGUAAAUAUUUCAUAAAUUUAAAAAGUGUCACUCUAUAAAAAUAAAAAAGCUAACACUAAUAGUUCAAAAGACCUCGUGAAAUUUCAUGAAAAAAUUUUCAUGGCAAUAACUAUUAAAGACAUGCUGUAAUAAAUAUAUUAACUAAAACCUAACAGUA
Molecule: messenger RNA, 3494 nt
Organism: Meriones unguiculatus (Mongolian gerbil)
Lineage: Eukaryota; Metazoa; Chordata; Mammalia; Rodentia; Muridae
Gene: Mtm1
Product: myotubularin 1
Exons: 16
Coding region: 134-1993 (619 amino acids)
Biological process (GO): muscle cell cellular homeostasis; mitochondrion distribution; dephosphorylation
Cellular component (GO): plasma membrane
Molecular function (GO): phosphatidylinositol-3,5-bisphosphate 3-phosphatase activity
Source: RefSeq, a predicted model, not a curated record